CGCGCGGCGGCGCAGCGGGGACCCGGGGCCGCCCGCGCGAAGCCCCGCCCCGGCCGCCGAGCCCCGCGCGGGCGGGCGGGAUGCCCCGCGGCCACCGCACUUUGGCCGGAGCGCUGCCCUGAGCGGGCCCCGGCCGCGCGGCCGCCGCGGGCGCCAUGGAGCAGUGGCGGCAGUGCGGCCGCUGGCUCAUCGACUGCAAGGUCCUGCCGCCCAACCACCGGGUCGUGUGGCCCUCGGCGGUGGUCUUCGACCUGGCGCAGGCGCUGCGCGACGGCGUCCUCCUGUGCCAGCUGCUGCACAACCUGUCCCCCGGCUCCAUCGACCUCAAGGACAUCAACUUCCGGCCGCAGAUGUCCCAGUUCCUGUGUUUAAAGAACAUCCGCACCUUCCUGAAAGUCUGCCACGAUAAAUUUGGACUACGAAACAGCGAGCUGUUUGACCCCUUCGACCUCUUCGAUGUCCGAGACUUUGGGAAGGUCAUCUCUGCCGUGUCCAGACUCUCCCUGCACCACGUGGCUCAGAACAAAGGGAUCAGGCCCUUUCCCUCGGAGGAGACCGCGGAAAACGACGAUGAUGUCUAUCGCAGCCUGGAGGAGCUGGCCGACGAGCAUGACCUGGGGGAAGACAUCUAUGACUGUGUCCCGUGCGAAGAUGAGGGCGACGACAUCUACGAGGACAUCAUCAAGGUGGAGGUACAGCAGCCCAUGAUCAGAUACAUGCAGAAGAUGGGCAUGUCCGAGGACGACAAGAGAAACUGCUGCCUGCUGGAGAUUCAGGAGACCGAGGCCAAGUACUACCGGACCCUGGAGGACAUUGAGAAGAACUACAUGGCCCCGCUGAGGCCGGUGCUGAGCCCGGCGGACAUGACGGCCAUCUUCAUCAACCUGGAGGACCUAAUCAAAGUGCAUCACAGCUUCCUGCGGGCCAUUGACGUGUCCAUGAUGGCAGGGGGCAGCACUCUGGCCAAGGUCUUCCUGGACUUCAAGGAGAGGCGUUUGGGGCUGACGCCACUCUGCCCUGAGAGAGGGAGUGCCAAGACCCCGGCGGAGAGCGUCGGCGUCACACGGAAGCAACAAGGGUUGACCUCAGGGGCCACCACCCCGGGCAGGUGCACAGCCAGGAUGGACCUCCGUGCUCAGACCUACAGGCUCCUGAUCUACGGGGAAUAUUGCAGCCACAUGGAGCACGCCCAGAACACGCUGAACCAGCUCCUCGCCAGCCGGGAGGACUUCCGACAGAAGGUCGAGGAAUGCACUCUGAAGGUCCAGGACGGGAAGUUUAAGCUUCAGGACCUGCUCGUGGUCCCCAUGCAGAGGGUGCUCAAGUAUCACCUGCUCCUGAAGGAACUCCUGAGCCACUCCGCGGAUCGGCCCGAGAGGCAGCAGCUCAAAGAGGCACUGGAAGCCAUGCAGGACUUGGCGAUGUACAUAAACGAAGUUAAGCGGGACAAGGAGACCCUGAAGAAAAUCAGUGAAUUUCAGAGUUGUAUAGAAAACUUGCAGGUGAAACUGGAGGAGUUCGGGAGGCCGAAGAUUGACGGGGAACUGAAGGUCCGGUCCAUAGUCAACCACACGAAGCAAGAUAGGUACUUGUUCCUGUUUGACAAGGUGGUCAUCGUCUGCAAGAGGAGGGGCUACAGCUAUGAGCUGAAGGAGGUCAUCGAGCUGCUCUUCCACAAGAUGACCGACGACCCCAUGAACAACAAGGACGUCAAGAAGUCUCAUGGGAAAAUGUGGUCCUACGGCUUCUAUCUAAUCCACCUCCAAGGAAAGCAGGGCUUCCAGUUUUUCUGCAAGACAGAGGACAUGAAGCGGAAAUGGAUGGAACAGUUUGAGAUGGCCAUGUCAAACAUCAAGCCAGACAAAGCCAAUGCCAACCACCACAGCUUCCAGAUGUACACUUUUGACAAGACCACCAACUGCAAAGCCUGCAGGAUGUUCCUCAGGGGUACCUUCUACCAGGGCUACCUGUGCACCAAGUGUGGUGUCGGGGCGCACAAGGAAUGUCUGGAAGUGACCCCUCCCUGCAAGAUCAGUUCUCCUGCAGACCUGGACGCCUCUGGAGCAGGACCGGGUCCCAAGAUGGUGGCCGUGCAGAAUUACCAUGGCAACCCUGCUCCCCCUGGGAAGCCAGUGCUGACCUUCCAGACGGGUGAUGUGAUCGAGCUGCUGAGGGGCGACCCCGAGUCUCAAUGGUGGGAGGGUCGGCUGGUGCAGACCAGAAAGUCAGGCUACUUUCCUAGCUCGUCCGUGAAGCCCUGCCCCGUGGAUGGAAGGCCGCCCGUCAGCCGACCGCCCUCCCGGGAGAUCGACUACACGGAAUACCCCUGGUUCGCAGGCAACAUGGAGAGACAGCAGACAGACAACCUGCUGAAAUCGCACGCCAGUGGGACCUACCUGAUCAGGGAGCGGCCGGCCGAGGCGGAGCGCUUUGCCAUAAGCAUCAAGUUCAACGAUGAAGUGAAGCACAUCAAGGUGGUCGAGAAAGACAGCUGGAUCCACAUUACAGAAGCGAAGAAGUUUGAAAGCCUCUUGGAGCUGGUGGAGUACUAUCAGUGCCACUCGCUCAAGGAGAGCUUCAAGCAACUGGACACCACGCUCAAGUACCCCUACAAGUCACGGGAGCGCGCGGCCUCCAGGGCCUCCAGCCGGUCCCCAGCUUCCUGCGCCUCCUACAACUUUUCUUUUCUCAGUCCUCAGGGCCUCAGCUUUGCCUCCCAGGGCUCCUCCGCUCCCUUCUGGUCAGUGUUCACACCCCGCGUCAUCGGCACGGCCGUGGCCAGGUACAACUUUGCUGCCCGGGAUAUGCGUGAGCUCUCACUGCGGGAAGGCGACCUGGUGAAGAUAUAUAGCCGCAUUGGCGGGGACCAGGGCUGGUGGAAGGGCGAGGCCAACGGACGGAUCGGCUGGUUUCCUUCAACAUAUGUGGAAGAGGAGGGCAUCCAGUGACGACGACAACACGGACAGGGCUCGUGGAUUUUCUUCGAAGAGUCCAGCUCUGAAGUCUGUCUCUAGCUCUGUGACUCAGAGGGGACACGCCCGCCAACCUUCCAGUCUUCAGCAGCCCAUGGGGAUGGGGAGGGUGUUCAAAAUCCUACAUGCAAACCGGCCCACCUUCAGUCUGCCCUCGGUGGCCUGUCCUGGGUACGCUACUUGUACAUAGAGGAGAGCCGGGCCAGCCCUGUCGUGACGGCCACCACCAGAGCGCCGAGGGGAGGGAGCGCCUGGGGCGUCCCGAGCCAGGCUCUGGGUGACAGCCGAGGCCGGAGCUCACCUGGCCCCUGUCCUGUUGAGACGGCAUUCGGGAGCCGAGGUCUGAACAGCAGGUGCUCCCGGGGAGGACCGGGACGGCAGAGGGGGCCUUCCCCCAGCCCCUUCUGCUCAGCCCUGGACGCUCAGCCUGCCUGCUUCCUGCCGCUCCCGGGGGGCAGCCUCGGGCCCAGAGAGUCAGAAGGGACCGGAGCCAGGCCGUUUGCCGCAGCCCGUGCUCAGCCCCAGCUGUGCUCAGGUGUAGUAGAAGAGAGCAUCGCUAGGGGGUCCGCGCGGGCCCCCUUGACUCCUCGUGGCCCUCCGCGUGAGGGGCGUGCAGGCUCCGCCCGGGGAGGGGGUCCCUCUCUCAGGAGGGGGCCUGAGCGAACGAUGAAGGGGCCGACCCUCCUCCGCAGCCAACGGUACUGUUCCUGCCCUGAACCCCAGGAAUGCGUCUGUCCUGUCCUGCUGUCAGGUGGCUACACCUUUUGUAAACCCUGAUGUGGGUGAGAAGUUUUGAAAACAAGAGUUUUCCCCCCCGCUCGGUCCCUGCUGUUCACAUUCCUCUCCAGAAGGAGCCCCCCCCCCGCCCCCGCCCCGGUCCCCCCCCACCCCGGAGUCUCCUGUGUCGUGCGGGGUGGUUCCCCACCGGUACCGGCCCUUGCGAGACUUCCUCCUGCCGCCCCGAACUGGGCCUGUGGCCAGCUCGAAAUAAGUGCUCUUGGGGGUGGCCCCCCUGCCCCCCCGAACUCCCCCUCCUGACUCCCCCUGGCCUUUGACCUCUGGCUCUCUCGUCCAGACCCUCUCCCUCCCUCGGCCUGGAUGUUGCACGAGACCUAGCGGCGCCACCUCCCUGCGAGCUCCGUGCCAAAGCUGCUGGUGAAACCUGGGCUGUGUGUGUCCCCUGCCCCUCGGCCAGCUGCCCUGCCCCCUGCAGGGCGCGGGGACCGGGCAAGGCCGGGCGUGGGGAAGGCCAGCCCCUGCUGCCGUGGCUGCUGUUGCCCCACUGCACCCUGGGGUUCCUCUGAAGUCAGCCGUGUGGCCUCCAGGCUCAGCUCACACGCGCAGUGUCCCGGCCCGGGGAGGAGGCAGGGAGGGGUCAGGGACGGUCAGCAGCCAGGGGAAGAGGGAAGGUGGUCCGCAGAGGCUUGAGGCGCGAGGGUGAACAGGAUCGUGUUGGGGGGCAGAGGGACACGGGGAGGGAAGCAGAGAGUUGGCCUCGGAGAGAGCAGCCCCGAGUCCCCCUCGUCAGGGCACAUCCAGCACUUUGCACACGCAGCCCUCUGCCGAUGGCCCAGCCACGAGCCUGGGGGGUGUGGGGGGGGGGGACCCAGCCGGCCCCUUUCGUGUUUACUGUUGUCAAAAGGGUUUUGUUUCUCGUUUCGAUUGUUUUGUUUCCGGUUUGGCCUGUUUGUUUUUUAAGGGGAAAAAGUUUGUAAUUAUUUCCUCCAAAGCUCCCAUUAUAUAUCUGUGAAUAAGAAGGAAGAUAUUUUAUAAGAGCAAGAAAAUGAUGUAUAUUUGAGGUUAUCGUGAAACGAGGCGUCACGACAACGCAGGACACUGAGAAAACAUAAUUUAGAACGCUGGCUUUUGUGAAUGUUUUGUUUUUGUUUCUCGUUUGUUUUGAAACGUGUCUGGUUUGGGUUUGCACUGCAUGAACCCGGAGGGGAGGCAGGCCGGGGGCAGGCUGGGAAGCGGGGGUGGGGGGUUUCGGCAGGAGACAGGACGAGCUCCGGAGGGGCUUUGGACCCGGGGCCUGACAUUAGCUGUGAACACUUAGGAGCCCGGUGCAUGCGGGUCAGGGGUCUGGGGGUCCCACAGCUGGUGACGACCCCCCAGUGGGACGCAAACUGUACAUUUGCCAAUAGGUUUUUUCAGACCACGGUUUUUACUGCAAAUAAACCUAAGUUCUUUUCUGCA
This is a messenger RNA of Felis catus (domestic cat), 5168 nucleotides long. RefSeq names its product vav guanine nucleotide exchange factor 2 (gene VAV2). Lineage: Eukaryota; Metazoa; Chordata; Mammalia; Carnivora; Felidae. The record is from RefSeq and is a predicted model, not a curated record. The coding region runs from base 156 to 2948 and encodes 930 amino acids. Gene Ontology annotation, cellular component: cytoplasm. Gene Ontology annotation, molecular function: guanyl-nucleotide exchange factor activity; protein binding. Gene Ontology annotation, biological process: intracellular signal transduction; cell migration; regulation of GTPase activity. The transcript is spliced from 31 exons.